GCUACCGACAGAGGGCGGUAACACGCGGACAUACUGGAUGUGAACUACUUUAAAUUAAAGAAGAAGAAAAGAAACCAGAAGAAGAACCACCGUGCUCUUCGAAUUAAACAACUACACUGUUACAAAAAACUAUGCUAUAAGAGGUAGCUGUCGGCUGUGUGUUUUUCUGAGCACCAUGACGACUCAGAGAGUGCUGCCGCAAAGCAAAGAGACUCUGCUACAGAACUACAACAAGAGACUCAAAGAUGAUAUCAAAUCUAUUCUAGACAACUUGACAGAAAUUGUCAAAACAGCAAAGAUAGAGGAUGAGACUCAGGUAUCUAGAGCCACCCAAGCAGAGCAGGACCACUAUGAGAUGCACGUCAGAGCUGCCAACAUUGUGCGUGCCGGCGAGUCGCUCAUGAAACUGGUGUCCGAUCUGAAGCAGUUCCUGAUUCUGAAUGACUUUCCCUCCGUGAACGAAGCCAUUAACCUCCAGAACCAGCAGCUCCGCUCACUGCAGGAGGAGUGUGACAAAAAGCUCACGUCGCUGCGUGAUGAGAUUGCCGUCGACCUGUAUGAGCUAGAGGAAGAGUAUUACUCCUCCAGGUACAAGUAGGCUCAUACUUGCCCCCAUCCCACCACCCUGCUGUUGUCCCACCAUGUACUGUCUCACUUUUUACCAUUUACUGCUGAGCUCAAGGAAGCAUUUAGUUCUGUGAUGUGACAACCUUUGUUGUGAUUUCCAAACAGCCAUUCACCGACACAAAUACUCGCCAAGUAUCACUGUGGUCGACCUCAUCUCACGAAGUGCCUUUAUGUUGUUCUUCAUUAGUAGGUGCCUUGACUUUUAUUCUGCUCUAUGACAUCUUUCAUAAUCGGUGGGCUUCAGUCUUAAAGGGGCUUCCCACUAAAUGUCAGCUGUAUCCGUGUAUUCAGCCCUUCAACAAUGAGGAGUCCACAUGUGUAUUUGGGCGUUCAAUGCGGUUUACUGUUGCACUUUGAAAACCAGACGGCUUUGUCGUUGUCAAGGAUGAAUUUCACGAUUCUAAACCAAAAACAUUAGUGCUGAUUUACUGCAGGUUUAUUUCUAAAUGGCAUUCAGACUUUUAGCUUUGUGGUCUGCAGCAUCUAAUGGAUUUGAGAGAUACUUUAAACAAAUAUUACCAAGAACUUGGGAGAGAUUCAUGGUUUAGAGGAAUCUUAAGUAAUGAGGCCUCCUAGUCCUCUUGCAUCAAAAAUGUUUUAAAUGGAAGCAAUGACAAGAGUCCAUUCAAAUCCAUGAAUUUAAAUGACUGCAUUCACUGUUCUAUACAUGGAUAUAAUGUUGGAAAGUUUCUGGGUAUUGCUACACAAAGAUUUGUAAGAAAAGAGAGCAUACAUUUAAAAAAAAAUACAAACUAUAUGAGAACAUAAUUAUUUUUAAACUAAACAUUCUUUUAAGCUUUUUUAUGUGUAAUAUUUAAAUCAUAAAUAUAAUGGUGAUGGUCUCAGUGCUACAUUUUAAGGAUGGAUUGUAUAAUUAGACACUGCUUUUAUUUAUUUAUGGUCAAAUUUAAAGCUACCAACUUUUUCUCAAGUAAAUGUUUCCUUUAAAAGCAAUUAGGAGAUUAUACUUUGUCAAUUCCGUCCGUAGGACCACAAGCUGUCAGUCACACAUGGUGCAGUUGUACAUAUGUACCAGUUUGUGCCAGUUGUUUCAAGAGACCCAAAAUGAUUGAGAAAUAAAGUAGAGACAAAACGCUGUA
This is a messenger RNA of Acanthochromis polyacanthus (spiny chromis), 1727 nucleotides long. RefSeq names its product mediator complex subunit 22 (gene med22). The record is from RefSeq and is a predicted model, not a curated record. Lineage: Eukaryota; Metazoa; Chordata; Actinopteri; Pomacentridae. Gene Ontology annotation, molecular function: transcription coregulator activity. The transcript has 4 exons. Gene Ontology annotation, biological process: regulation of transcription by RNA polymerase II. Bases 176 to 598 code for a protein of 140 amino acids. Gene Ontology annotation, cellular component: mediator complex.